CAGAAUGAACAGACACCAUAAUUACAAAGCAGCGAAAACAAAAUCAGAUUUUGAGGAGCUAGGUUAAGGUUGCUGGUCGCAGUGUUAAGUUAAGAAGAAGAAGAAGAAGAAGAAGAAGUAAGAAAUUCGAAGCGGUUACAAUGUCAAAACGAGAGCUUUCGAACACGUUGAAGAACUUGAAGUUCAUGCAAAGGGCAGCUCUGAAAGAGGAUAAAAUUGAGAAAGAAGAAGAAGUCAAACCUGAUUUCAGUUUGGGUUCAACAUCUACAGUUUCAAAAAAAUGUGUGGUCAUAGUGGAAGGUGAUCCCCGUCCUGGAGCGCUUAAAGGUCGAAUGUCAUUUCAAAGUUUUAAUCCAUCUGUAGACAAAUUAAAUGAGGAAGAAGUAAAACUUCAUCAGCCAGUAGCCGAAACUACCAUUUCUAGAAAUCAAAAUGCAAAUGUGUCUGUUAGAGAAAAUAACUCUUCAGCAGAAGGUACAGAACGUGCUAAUAUGAACCAAAACAGUCAUGAAGUUAAUGCCAAUGUUAAAAGGAAACAGUCUGAAGUAAUUCAUGAAGCACAAUACCCUAACAAAUCACCCAAGAAUGAUCAAGGGAACAGACAAUCAUCGUCAAACAAUAGUUUGGGCUCUUUCAAAAAACCAUCUGGAGAUAAGUUAGACUGGAAUGUUCUUAGAUCAUCUAGUGUCAAACAAAAUAGAUGAGUUUGUUGAUCAUUGUAUUUCAUACACAAACUAGGCUAGGUUUGAUUUUGUUUCAGGUCCUGUGCUUUUAAGUCUGUAUUUGUUGUUCUAUUAGGGUGUUUUCUAUGAGAUUUAACUUCUCUUAGGUAAGGAGUGUAAUUUAAAAGGUUAAGUUUAAGGUUUGAAGCAUUGAUUUCAAUUUCAUCAACAUAUGAGAUUCUGAUAAAAUAUAUAUAGAUAUAUGACAAACUAUGGAGAUGUAAAUUCUCAA
Cicer arietinum (chickpea) is the source of this 954-nucleotide messenger RNA. RefSeq lists its product as uncharacterized. Gene Ontology annotation, biological process: maturation of 5.8S rRNA. The record is from RefSeq and is a predicted model, not a curated record. Lineage: Eukaryota; Viridiplantae; Streptophyta; Magnoliopsida; Fabales; Fabaceae.